GUCAAGAUCAGUUAACGACGACCAUAAUACGUUGAACGCGUCAAUUGAUAUUAUGUUAAAACCCAACAUUUGCUUAGUCGAUCUACAGCCAGUUUUCUUCUCUAUCGGCCUGUUUAUCUUUAUCAGGAAACUGCUGAAAAUCUAAACAUGGGGUUUAGUAGGGCCUUCAUGUUGGACAUGAUCCCCCAAGUGGUUGCUACUGUACUAGGCACCCUUAUGGCCGUAUCGGACGGUAUGACUUACGGAUGGACCUCGCCGAUGAUCCCUUACUUCAUGAGCAAUUCGAGCCACAUCGAAAUGUCCGAAAAUGACGCCGACUGGAUGGAGACCAUCAACUUGCUGGGUUAUGCCGCCGGGCUCCCAUUUACCAUCCUGAGCGUGGACCAUUUGGGACGAAAAAUCUCCAUGAUUUUAUCGGCUUUAUUGGGAUGCCUCUGCUGGAUCCUGUUGCUCAUAGCCGAGGACAUUAAGCUGCUCUACGUAUCUCGUUUCAUGGCGGGAAUGGCCGGUGACAUGUGCUUCGUGGCCGCCCCAAUGUACAUCGCGGAAAUCUCCGAUUAUCGCAUCAGAGGUUUCCUCUCAUCCCUCAUUUAUUUCAUGAUGAUCGUGGGGAUCGUGGUGGUGUAUUGCACCGGCAGUUUGGCUCCUUACUGGGUCACUCCUGCCGUGGGGAUUAUUUUGACAGCGGCACAGUCGGCUUUUGUCAUCUUCCUCCCGGAGUCUCCUUACUAUUACGUGUAUAAGAACAAAUAUGAGAAAGCUCGGAAGGCCUUAAGGAGGCUCCGUGCCCACGAGGACCUCGACGCCGAAAUGAAGGAGAUCCAACAGGAGGUGGAGCGGGAAAAAACGGAAAAAGGACGCCCGCAGGACCUGGUUCUGAUCAAGAGCAACCGUAAGGCCUUACUGAUCACUUUGCUGCUCAACGGGGCGCAGCACUUCGUAGGCAUAAGCGUGUUUCUCAUGAACCUUCAACUGAUCCUGGAACAGGCCGGUUCUGAGUACAUCGAGUCCACUACUGCCUCGAUUAUAUUCGCGGUGAUUAUGCUUCUGAGCACCGGGGCGGCCUCCACCAUAAUCGACAAAUACGGCAGGCGGUUCUUGCUGAUCACUUCCAGUUUACUGACGGGGUUCUCCUUGUUGGCCAUGACCAUCUUCUUCCAUUUGCAAUAUAAUAAUUAUGACGUCGCGGCGGCCAGUUGGAUUCCUGCGGCCAGCGUCAUGGUGUACGCGGCCACUUUUAAAGUCGGACUGGGGCUCGUGCCUAUUGUGGUCAUUGCGGAAAUAUUCCCCACGACGGUGAAGGCUUUGGGCAUGACGCUGUCCGAUGUGAUGUACGUCAUGGCCGCCGUGGUGUCUAUUUAUAUGUACCAGUUGUUGUCUGGACACUAUGGAUUGCACGUGCCCCUGUAUAUUUUUACGGUUUGCAGUUUCGCUAUGGUGGGGUUUACGUUGAUGUGGCUCCCGGAGACCAAAGGGAAGACCUUGGACGAGAUCCAGAUGAUGCUUAAAGGGGAGUUGGUGGAGCAGAAGGAGAAGAAGAAACAGAAGAAGAUUGACGAGAAUAGAGUGUAGCUGUUUGUAAAUAAAUUUUUGUUGUAACAAU
Messenger RNA from Anthonomus grandis grandis, 1603 nucleotides. RefSeq names its product facilitated trehalose transporter Tret1-like. NCBI's taxonomy places the organism in Eukaryota, Metazoa, Arthropoda, Insecta, Coleoptera, Curculionidae. The record is from RefSeq and is a predicted model, not a curated record. Gene Ontology annotation, molecular function: transmembrane transporter activity. The transcript is spliced from 2 exons. The coding region runs from base 148 to 1572 and encodes 474 amino acids. Gene Ontology annotation, cellular component: membrane. Gene Ontology annotation, biological process: transmembrane transport.